[Torrubiella] hemipterigena is the source of this 3886-nucleotide messenger RNA. NCBI's taxonomy places the organism in Eukaryota, Fungi, Ascomycota, Sordariomycetes, Hypocreales, Clavicipitaceae. The record is from the annotation of a GenBank genome assembly.
CUCCGAGAGCCGGCAUCUUGCCCCACCAUUGCCCUCCGCUCACUUUCAUCUCCAACACUGCCAUCAUCAAGCUCCGCCCAUAGAAUCUCUACAAUCCUCACAAUCAGCCAAUCUCAUCAAUAUUUAUUGCACUGUACCGUGUAUUCCCCAACCGUAUUUGCUUCAUCUUGCUACCAGCGCCGCCAGCAUGCAGCAGUGGACAGUUACCGAGCCGUGGCUUGAUGCCCAGUGCGCUUUGGCCGAAGGCCCAUUCUACGAAAAGGCAUCGGAUUCCCUCCGAUUUGUAGAUAUCAAGAAGAAGCAAAUAUGUUGGGUUCGCCAGGUAUCCGCAGGAGACCGCCGCACACGCAUCCCCAAGGACGCAAUUGAGAGGAUCCAGCUGGACGUCUCUGCAGGCGUCACGGCAGAUAUUGAGGACAUGAACCCAGCCGAAGAGAUUCUAGUCGGCCUCAAACACGGUCUAGCUAUCCUAGACUGUAAGACCCAUGAAUAUGAACUCUUGGCACCGUUCAAUGACGAGUAUGGCCCGUCAAGCGACAGACUGCGGGCCAACGACGGUGCUGCGGACCCUGCUGGUAACUUUUGGCUCGGCACAAUGACGGAUUUUGGCCUGGGGCCUUUCAAACCAGAAGGAAGCCUGUACAGAUUUUCUGGAGACGGUGCAAAGACGACUGUGCUACCAGAUGUGACUAUCCCCAAUGGCAUUGGCUGGAGUCCUGACCAGCGCAUCAUGUACUUCACACACUCGCCCACCCGCGAGGUAUUUGCGUUUGACUACGACGCCGCAAGUAGCAACAUCUCCAACAAGCGCCUUUUCUACAAGCAUUCAGGUACGGCAGAGCCAGACGGUAUGCGUGUGGAUGUGCAAGGGCAUAUAUGGCAGGCAUUCUACGGAGAGGGCAUGGUGCUCCGCAUCAACCCCGAAGGCCAGGUAGUUGGCAAGAUAUCGCUGCCCACAAAGAACAUCACCUGUGUCCAGUUCGUAGGUGACGAUCUCGUCAUCACCUCAGCCGCUGAUGACGGCGAGGCGGACUCCAACUGGCCUGAGAGCGCUCGUCUAGGCGGAGCCCUAUUCAGAGUAGAGGUCGGCGUCAAGGGCUUGGACCUGUUCCCGUUCAAGCUGCGUCUGUAGGAGCAGGCGCGCGGGUAUCAUACAAAGAUAACACAUGCAUGAGUGGUUAGUUUGGGAAGUUUCGGAAUGCUUCAGUAUUUGUCAAACGAAAGGGGUUGGGCGGCUAGGUGAUUGGCCGUGUGGCGCCUGGAGGAGGGUUGUGUGAUGAGACUUGCAGCGUCAAGCGGAGAAUUUACAUGCAUACAAGCGUCCGGUGUCCCAGCCCGCCGAAGAUUUCACUAUUCUAUUAGCUAUUAGGGACCAACAAGUGCAACGGAUAUUUCCAGCCCCUGUACGUAGCCAGCAAAUCACAACGCCCAAGGCGCCAGCCAUCAUGCACGCUCGGUCCUUGCUUACGGGCUCAGCCAGCGCUAAGCGCAGCGAAACCAUACUCUCGGGACGGGGAGUCGCAUAGUCUCUUUAUUGCCAUCAAAUCAAUCGUCACACUUCUUUACUAUUUUCAGCGUUACUUCAGGUAUCCGCGCGCUUGCAUGCCCCCUGCCAGUGACGGUCUUGGAACAAUUUGGUUGGUUCGCGAGAUGCCAUACCACCGCCGCAGCCUCAUCACAGACGAGCAUUGUCUCGGACAACAGGUCAUCGCUCGCAUUCGCCCCCAACUGAAUCCCCGGGCACGUUUUCGCCCCCUCCAGCACCAAGGUUUCCAAAUUCAGAGCUUUGUCCGGGCGCGGUGACUCCAAACAAUGGGGUCGCAAGGCUACCUACACACCCCCAAGGGUCAAAUAUGCCUAAGCGCCGAGCAUACCUGGGGGCCAGAGCCUCUCCAAUUUUACGAAGCAAACCAAAAGUAAACACAUGAAAUGUAUUGUCCUAACUGAGUAUAGCCCUGUUAUACGAGACCCUUCAGCUCAAAAAAAAGGCUGGCUGCCAUUGCCUGCGUUUGCGCGUCUUACCCGAUUCGUAUACCAGUAUUUUUACCAUUUCAUUAAUGUAAUGAUUUCUAUGCCUCUCUGUCCUAGUCUCUGAGCGAUGUGUUUAUUACCAAGUCAUCCUUUCCUUUCAGAUGAAUAAUAAUCGUCAAACCUUCGAUCCCUGUAUCAUCGCAGUCAUGCGCUCGUACGGGUGACGCCUGGGUCUUAGGUUGACUGCUUUUUUGGACUUUCUUGAUAUUCUCUUCAUCAUCGUAAGAAUCUAGCUCUGAAUUUAGCUGGUUAAACUCUGCAUUCAGGUUUAGAAUGCUAUCUUUCCAUCCGCAUGAAUGUUUCUGUACCACUGCCGCCCUUGGAGAAGUUGUUGCACUGCCAUAGCUUGUUGCGCUGAGAUUGGUUGAGGAUUCUGGGGGGCUUUGAAACUCCGCUAUGGUCUCAUUUCUUUGGGAUUUCGCGUUCUGUUUCGAUUCAUUACUUUGGAGAGCAAGACUUGGCAUUUCAGUUGCCGUUACAACUUUCUCCUGCUUCGUCUCUUCACGCGCUACAAUGUUCGACUUUGCUUGCUUCGCUUCCAUAUUACGACGAACUUCUCGUUGCCAAGGUACACUUUCUUUUCUCUUGGACACACGUCGCACCUCUGGUUUUGUAACUCGCCGUAGUAUUGGCCACGGCUCAACCUCAAUUUCUGGAGUGCGUGGAUGAGGAAGAAGGCCGCAUGUCUUUACAAUGGCUUCGGGGCUGUUGUCUUUUGUCAGGUCACUAUUAGUGGACAUUGUCGAAUAGGAUUGCACUAUUUGAUUCGAGUCGUUGGGUCCAUGAUGAAGCUGCAACGCGGGAGGAACCAAGCUUUCGUCGUCAACGGGUUCAGCAGAACGUCCCAAAACGGGAGGCUAGCUCGUUCGGUUCGUUGUAGCUUCUAAUUUCAACUCCUUUGUUUCGCUUGGUUUAGAUUUUGAUCGCUUGGCUACACAGCAAAUACAAUGGCCUCUGCUUGGUUGACUCUCCUCCGUCGUUGGACAGCUGCGUGGUUCGGCAUUGAUGUACGGAGAAUUUCUAGACGAUUCAAACGAAGACAGAGAAGAUAUGUUUCUCACAACUGAUCGAAUACUCGCAGCCCGUCGCAUUUCGGCAUCGUUCACAACUGUUGGAGAUGCCUCGGCCGUUACGGAUAUGGUUCUAUGCACCGCCUCUGGAGUGUUUGGUCCAUGCAAACCAACAUUUGAUUCACUCGAUGUAUAUAGCCCAUCUGUUUCUUCAGAUAUGGUGUCUGGUCGGGGAGUUCGCGGAACAUGGCCUUUAGAGAUUCGAGACAUUGGCAGCUGCGUUGUCUGCCACGUGUUGGAGUUGUUGAGUAGAGUGGUGCAUUUUGAACAGAAUUCAUGUCCACAGUUGCUGCAUGGGUAUCUUUCAAAAACCCGUUCUCCACAAGAGUGGCAUUGAUAACUUGAGCCUGUAUCUUGAUCGUUGCAUCCAGCACCAUCAAAGUUCAUUCCAUUGCGAGACGGUGGCUCUCGUUCCUCCAAACCUAGAAUAGACGGCUGUUGUGUGUGGACACUGACAGUGGGUGUCGAAGAAGCGCUAUUGACGAGAUCCUCUGUCCAAUCUUGUUCAAGCGAUAGAUAGCUAUUUCCAAAGACUAGCGAAGAUCAGUUUCCGAUGCCAAGUCAAGCCACGCGAUAUCACUAAAACAAACCAGUCUUCGCGGUUCGGCAGGACACCCAAGAAUCGGUCUGCUCUUCUGUUGCAAUGUUUGUGUAUCUGGCAGCUGGUGGGCCAAGAAACUGGGAUUUACAUAAGCUAGAAAGAUCAUUGCAGGAUUUCGCAGAAAUGUUUGAAAGCGGCUUCCUGUGAGAUGGCCCCGGAUCCGAUAUAUUCUAUGCAUGAAAAA